AUGGCGGGUACUGUGGCGAAGAAGUGUCUCAACCCUCUGGCUUUCCUUACCAGGAGGCUUUCGGCUCCGGAGUUUGUCUCUCGGUGCUGCUACCACGAGAAGGUGGUGGAUCAUUAUGAGAACCCGAGAAAUGUGGGGUCACUGGACAAAACCUCCAAGAAUGUCGGAACCGGUUUGGUGGGGGCUCCAGCGUGUGGGGACGUAAUGAAGCUGCAGAUCGAGGUUGAUGACCAAGGGAAGAUAGUGGAUGCCAAGUUCAAAACUUUUGGAUGUGGCUCUGCCAUCGCCUCCAGCUCUCUGGCUACUGAGUGGGUGAAGGGAAAAUCUCUGGACGAAGCUGUGAAAAUCAAAAACACGGACAUCGCCAAAGAGCUCAGUCUUCCGCCCGUUAAACUCCACUGCUCCAUGCUUGCAGAGGACGCCAUCAAGGCGGCGCUGGCUGACUAUCGCCUCAAGCAGGACGACAGCCAGCAGGAGGCAGUGAGGGCCAACAAUUAA
Menidia menidia (Atlantic silverside) is the source of this 498-nucleotide messenger RNA. The record is from the annotation of a GenBank genome assembly. NCBI's taxonomy places the organism in Eukaryota, Metazoa, Chordata, Actinopteri, Atheriniformes, Atherinopsidae.